This is a messenger RNA of Pelmatolapia mariae (spotted tilapia), 401 nucleotides long. RefSeq names its product SH3 and PX domain-containing protein 2A-like. The annotation marks the transcript as partial. The record is from RefSeq and is a predicted model, not a curated record. Gene Ontology annotation, molecular function: superoxide-generating NADPH oxidase activator activity; phosphatidylinositol binding. Gene Ontology annotation, biological process: superoxide anion generation. Gene Ontology annotation, cellular component: cytoplasm. Lineage: Eukaryota; Metazoa; Chordata; Actinopteri; Cichliformes; Cichlidae. The transcript has 5 exons.
AUGGACUCUAUCUCAAUCUUAUCAGGCCUCUCAGGGCUGCAGCGUGGCUUCGUCUGGCAGGGUAAAGGCCGCCAGGUGUAUCUCAUCAAUGUCACCUACUCGGACAACACCUCCCACAUCAUCUACAGAAGAUACAGCAAAUUCUUUGACCUACAGAUGCAGAUACUCGACAAGUUCCCAAUUGAGGGAGGGCAGAAAGACCCGAAGAAGAGGAUCAUCCCAUUUCUCCCAGGCAAAAUCCUGUUCCGGAGGAGUCAUGUGCGAGACGUGGCCAUGAAGCGGCUGCGUUUCAUCGAUGACUACUGCAGGGCGCUGGUGCGACUCCCUCCUCAGAUUUCUCAGAGCGAAGAGGUGCUGCGCUUCUUCGAGACGAAGGCUGAGGACAUCAACCCCCCCGUGGA